Molecule: messenger RNA, 330 nt
Organism: Prunus armeniaca (apricot)
Lineage: Eukaryota; Viridiplantae; Streptophyta; Magnoliopsida; Rosales; Rosaceae
Source: the annotation of a GenBank genome assembly
AUGAAGCAUCCGAUUGCCAAACAGUAUACAGAUCCUUCAACCUUCAAUCUUCCUUCUCUCUCUUCCUCGAUUCCUGUGAAAAAGACUGGACUAAGCAAAGGGUACGGAGUUUAUGUGAACCGGGCUGCCGGAGUUGUGUGUGGUGGCCGGAGCCGUGUGGAGAAAAUAUGGAGAGUGGAGAGGGAGAGAGAGCUUCGGAUAUUUUUCUCGGGUUUAGGAGAAGGUUUUAGAUGUACCUUGAAUGAUGAAAGAGGUCGUCUAUUUAUAGGAGCCUCGGGGCUAGGGUUUCGUAGGGAAUAUGCUGAGUUUAUUCUCUACCCAAAUUCGUAG